Messenger RNA from Pieris macdunnoughi, 309 nucleotides. The record is from the annotation of a GenBank genome assembly. NCBI's taxonomy places the organism in Eukaryota, Metazoa, Arthropoda, Insecta, Lepidoptera, Pieridae.
AUGCCAAAAGUUGUAAAAAGUUCGGCUCGAGAAUUGAUAUUAAAGGUGAAAGAGUUCUGUGAAGCGGAACAAAAGAAUAAAGGUGUUUUAAUACCACUAAACAAUGUUCGGAAGAGAGUUGCCGCCAUAACAGGUGUGUCAGAGAAAACUGUAUCAAGAAUUACAAACGAAGGUGUAACAGCGGCGUGUACUUCAAAAAAAAUUGUAACCCCCGGGGAAGAGUCGCCCGCAUCCGAAAAAGUUCGACUUAGACGGGUUCGAUUUGUGCGCUAUCCGGCAAAAAAUUUACAGUUUUUACGUCGUACAUAA